UCUCACCACAACAUGAAGACCUUGGCCCCAAUAAUCCUUAUUGCUGCCCUGCACAUCAACCGUGUGUACUGCAGCUACUACCACGGACCCACCGCCAAGCCUGUCGUCCUCCACAACGGCUACCUGGCAGACACCCAUGAGGUAGCAGCAGCCAAGAACGCUCAUCUCGCCGCUCUAGCCAAGGAAUCUCACUACGGAGGAGACUAUGGAUACGGUCACGGCCAGGAAUACAGUGGCUCUUAUGACGGCCAUCAUGGAGACAUCAGGUACCACGGUCCCACCGCCAUCCCACACGUCCUGCAUGACGGACACAUCGCAGACACUCACGAGGUGACCGCUGCUAAGGCUGAGUAUUUCGCCACCAUAGCCAAGGCCAAGGCUCAGGGAGGCUACGGUGACCACUACAGUGGUAGAUACACCUCAGACUACGGCACCGACCAUGGACACUCCCAUCAUGUGGCGCCUUACCACGGACCCCUUGCCAAGCCCGUGGUGCUCAAGUCCGGAUACCUGGCAGACACUCAAGAGGUUGCUGCCGCCAGGGAACAUCAUCUGCAGGCUAUUCAUCGGGCUAUAGAUAAUAGUGCUUCCCAAAACUACUAA
Messenger RNA from Macrosteles quadrilineatus (aster leafhopper), 603 nucleotides. RefSeq lists its product as uncharacterized. Bases 13 to 603 code for a protein of 196 amino acids. The record is from RefSeq and is a predicted model, not a curated record. The transcript has 2 exons. NCBI's taxonomy places the organism in Eukaryota, Metazoa, Arthropoda, Insecta, Hemiptera, Cicadellidae.